Molecule: messenger RNA, 3293 nt
Organism: Gadus macrocephalus (Pacific cod)
Lineage: Eukaryota; Metazoa; Chordata; Actinopteri; Gadiformes; Gadidae
Product: solute carrier family 22 member 13
Exons: 10
Coding region: 395-2032 (545 amino acids)
Biological process (GO): transmembrane transport
Cellular component (GO): membrane
Molecular function (GO): transmembrane transporter activity
Source: RefSeq, a predicted model, not a curated record
AGCGUGCAGGGCGCAGCGCGCAGCCGAUGAUAGGUUGGUUUAGCGUCAAUGCUGGUCUCAUGGAAGAUAAAAAGGAACUAGUGCGCUGUUGCACUUGUCUUAGUGCACUUUCGAGGAGACCUUAAGACGCACGGGGCUCGUUGCAGGGCUAAAGGGUCCUCCUCCGCAAAAGCUUUCGGACCCGUUCAACGCACCUAUUGAUGACUGAUAUGCUGGUUCACCUUUGUUCUGAACCAGCAGGCUUGAGAUUUGGUUUAGUUUCCAUGUGCUGAAUCCUAACUCAGCAGCGCCUUAUCGAUUUGUUAUACGCCAAAACUGGUCAUUCCAAUUACGCGUGUAGGAGCAGUCUGGAAGCAUCAGCAUUUAUUAAUUGAUUAUUUAAUUAAUUGUGAAAAUGAAUUUCGACCAGAUCUUGUCUCUGGUCGGGGGAUUUGGGAAGUACCAGAAGGUCCUGUACUUGUGGGUCAGUUUCCCGCAGCUGAUCCUCGCCUGGCACAUGAUGGUGACGGUGUUCACCGGAGCACAGCCGCCCCACCACUGUCCCCAACACGGGAACUCGCUGCUCGACACCGCUUCAGUGGCGUCCGCCUCCUUUGUCCUCCACCAGAACCUAAGCACUUCGGUCCCGGCCGACGGACCAGGACCGAACCACUCGUCCUGUUACUCUGUUAUAAUUCGGGACAACCGGAGUGUGCGUGUCCAGUCGUGUGAACAAGGAUGGGUCUACAGCAAUGAAACUUUCCUGAGCACCGUGGUCACCGAGUGGGACCUGGUGUGUGACAGAGAAUGGCUGAACAGCCUGGCAUCCGCCGUCUACAUGUUCGGGCUGUUGGUGGGAUCUGUUGUGUUCGGGUUCAUGGCAGACAGGUAUGGCCGUCGUUUCGUCCUGCUCUUGGCACUGGCUCUCCAGACAGUGUUUGGUUCGUUGGCGGCCUUUGCACCAAACUUCCCGAUCUACGUGUGUCUACGCUUUGUAGUGGGCAGCACCAUCUCCGGAGUCAUCAUCAAUGCCUUUGUGAUAGGUACUGAGUGGACUUGUACCGAGCGCCGCGUGCUUGCCCCCAUAGCCACUGAUUUUGCCUUUAGCUUUGGCGUCAUGUCACUAGCAGGUCUAGCCUACCUGAUGCGAGACUGGAGACAUUUACAGCUGGCUAUAUCUGUACCCGGUUUCCUCCUCAUCUGGUACAUAUGGGUGAUUCCUGAGUCUGCCCGCUGGUUGCUGACCAAGGGUCGCACCGACGACGCCAUGGUUCUUCUGCGCAAGGCCGCCCUGACCAAUGGCCGCCAAUUACCGCCAAGUAUACAGUUCGACAAGGCUCUGACCGGUGGCAAGAAGCAGACGUACACACCACUGGAUCUCAUGCGAACACCUCAGUUGAGGAAGAUGGUCAUCAUCCUCUUCUAUUUGUGGUUUGUCAAUGUGCUGGUGUAUUACGGCCUGUCUCUGGGGGUCUCCAGGCUGGGCAGCAACAUCUACAUGACCCAAUUUGCGUUCGGGCUGAUCGAGAUCCCCGCCCGGUGCCUGGUGCUGCUGGUGCUGCCCUGGAGCCGGCGCCUGGCCCAGGGUGGCUUCCUGGCCUUCGGGGGGGCGGCCUGCCUGCUCAUGCUAGCAGUCCCUGCUGACCACCCCAACAUCAUCACCGGUCUCGCCCUGGCGGGGAAGUUUGGCAUCACAGCCUCCUUCUGCGUUAUCUACAUCUACACAGCCGAGUUAUUCCCCACAGUUCUCCGCCAAACAGGUAUCGGCAUGUGCGGUGUGUUUGCGCGGAUAGGCGGGGUGCUAGCCCCCCUCAUCAACCUGCUGCACAUCCACAGUCCGGUCACCCCCCUGCUCAUCUUCGGGACCGCGCCCCUGCUGGGAGCCGCGCUGUGCGUGGCCCUGCCAGAGACCGCCGGCAGACCGCUACCUGACACCGUGGAAGACGCCGAGAACUGUGACACAAGCACCUAUACCGCACCAUUCAGCUCCGGACUAUGUGAAGACACCAGCAAAUCAAUACCCAGCAAAGAAGAACAGGAAUGCUGCAUUUAGCAAGCCAGUCUUCACGUGCAUGCAUGGAUAAUCCCCCACAUUGAUGAACAGAAUUGCCAUUGCAACUAUGCAAAAAUAAGAUACCAAAAGAUGGGAAUUAUGGGCAUAAUCUAAUGAAAGAAUUGAUGCUCAGAACAUUUGAGCUAAUUGGUCAAAUAUAGUUAUAUACAGUUAAAUUUACAAUGACAUAUUAUGAUUAUUAUUAUUAUAACUUUAUUCAAGACACAGGAAGGUCCACAUAGACAGCACACUACAUAUAUAUACACAUAUACAUACACAUAUAUAUAUACGCAUAUAAAUACACACACACACACACACACACACACACACACACACACACACACACACACACACACACACACACACACACACACACACACACACACACACAAAUGAAUAAAUGCUGGGUUGAGGGAUAUAUUGUAUUGUAUUUGGCUGCUUUACUGGCACAGAGCCAUCAGAUAACAUCUUGCUUGGCCUGAAGGACAGCUCUAGACUUAAAUGAUUCAAACAUUCCACACGUCACUUACCACUACUCUCUAAUGUACAUUAACUUUCCUUACCUCUGCAUUUAACACAGCAUCUUCGUCUGUACAGUUAGCUAGCCCCUCUUACAUAUUAUCCGCCUAUUAACAUAACACACACACACACACACACACACACACACACACACACACACACACACACACACACACACACACACACACACACACACACACACACACACACACACACACACACACACACAAAACAAUAUAAAACAUUUAAGAAGGAAUGCAAAUGAGGCAUUAUCAAUUAUAAUACAAACAUAAUUAAAACGCAUACAAGCUAUAUAUAUGUAUAUAGACUUUGUUUUAGCCUUCUGGUGCUUUUUGGUCAUUUAAUUUAUACAUUUCAGUAGGCAAAUACACAUAAUUGUGGGCCAUAGAUAGGCUAUUAUGCUUUUAUACUACUACAAACAGUUAUAUGAGCUUUAAACAGCCUCAUUUACUAAAAUGUGAACUAAUACAAUUCAAUAAUACCGGAUUCUUGAAAGAUCAAGAUUACCUUUUUUUUGCCAUUAUAUUUUGUAUAUAAUUUAAGGUCUUUCAAAGAUUAUCCAGACUUUUUAAUCAAGUAUACCUGAAAUUGUCCAGCUUUUAAUGCAUGCUGCAUGCAACCAUUUGAUUAUGCAUAAUGUAAUUUUGUAUUUGGGUCCUUAACUUCUAUUCAGGUAUUGCAUUUAUAAAAGUAAAAUAAAGAAAAAACCUCUUAAACUGCA